AUGUUGUAUACCACCAACAUACCUCCAUGUUUAAAAGUAGCAGAUUUGGGCUGCUCAUCAGGGACAAACACCCUACUGGUGAUCACAGAGAUCAUCGAGGCUCUUGAUAAAAGAUGUCAUCAGUUGAAUCGUGAUACACCAGAAUUUCAAGUGUUCCUCAAUAAUCUUCUAAGUAAUGACUUCAACAUCAUUUUCAAGACCUUGCCGGCUUUCUAUGAAAAACUAAAGAAGGAGAAGGGUGAAAAGUUUGGGUAUUGUUCCAUCUCAGGAUUACCUAGUUCUUUCUAUGAGAGGCUUUUUCCAAGCAGUACUAUAGACUUUGUUCAUUCCUCUUACAGCCUUCGUUGGCUCUCUCAGGUUCCAUCAAUGACUGAAAGUAACAAAGGAAAUAUUUACUUCGUAAGGAUGAGUCCACCAAGUGUGCACAAAGCAUAUUUGGAGCAAUUUCAAAAGGAUUUCUCCUUAUUUCUUAGCUUGCGUUCCAAGAAAAUAACAUCAGGAGGGCGAAUGGUUCUAACAAUGUUAGGCAGGAGAAGUGAAGAUCCCUUUGGCAAUGCAUGUUACAUAUGGGAGUACUUGUCUAAGUCACUAAAUGACUUAGUCUCAGAGGGUCUCACUGAAGAAGCUAAAGUGGAUUCAUUCAAUUUGCCUUUCUAUAUGCCUUCUAGUGAAGAGUUAGAGGCUAUAGUUAGUGCGGAAGGAUCGUUUUAUCUUGAUGAACUAGAAUUUUUUUACAUCAAUUGGGAUGGGUGUGAUGAUGAUGACAACAAAGAGCUCGUGUUUAAUAGAUUUACAAGUGGGCAGAAAGUGGCAAAGAUUAUAAGAGCAGUGAUAGAACCCUUGAUCGCUUGUCACUUUGGGGAUUCUGUGAUUGAAAUUCUGUUUAGUAGGUUUAUGGAGUAUGUCAGCGAUCACCUCUCAAGGGAUGAGGGUAAAUUAGUUAAUUUCAUCAUUUCCUUGAGAGGGAAGUGA
This is a messenger RNA of Macadamia integrifolia, 972 nucleotides long. RefSeq names its product probable jasmonic acid carboxyl methyltransferase 2. Gene Ontology annotation, molecular function: S-adenosylmethionine-dependent methyltransferase activity. Gene Ontology annotation, biological process: methylation. Bases 1 to 972 code for a protein of 323 amino acids. The record is from RefSeq and is a predicted model, not a curated record. Lineage: Eukaryota; Viridiplantae; Streptophyta; Magnoliopsida; Proteales; Proteaceae. The transcript is spliced from 3 exons.